AUGGCUGCGGUAUCAACACGAUUUGCCCCUCUGCCACUGACACCGUGUCAAUCAUCCCACAAAGCCUUCACUUCCUACACCGGCUUCGAAGAGCCCGAAACUUACUCUCUGGAUGACUUCGUUCGCGACGUCAAAGCUCACUUAGGAGAGGAGGGCGGCAUUGGCUGCGAUGACAUCGACGAGGACUACCUCAUUUCCCUGGCCAAGAAAUACACAUCAAACCCUAACGACUGGGCACGGUAUUAUCACAACUGUCCAGAGAAGAGUUACACACGUAAUGCAAUUGUAAACAUCAAUCAAAAAGCCAAUAUCCUCUUAUUAGUCUGGAACCCAGGAAAGGGAUCUCCAAUUCACGACCACGCCAAUGCCCACUGUAUUCUAAAGGUCCUGGCGGGCGAGUUGACGGAAACUAUUUACAACAUGCCCGAGAAGGGUUGCGAAGAACGUCCUCUGUCAAUCAAGAGCGCCAACACCCACCAAGCCGAUCAAGUCACAUACAUCUCAGACGACAUUGGCCUUCACCGAGUGCAUAACCCUCACCCUACCCAAGUGGCCGUUUCUUUGCACAUAUACACUCCGCCAAAUGCUGCUGAUAUCGGUUAUAAUGUCUUCGACGAGUCAACGGGUCGAGCAAGCUUCAUGGCAAAAGCCGAAGCUCGCUAA
Fusarium proliferatum ET1 is the source of this 663-nucleotide messenger RNA. RefSeq lists its product as uncharacterized. Bases 1 to 663 code for a protein of 220 amino acids. Lineage: Eukaryota; Fungi; Ascomycota; Sordariomycetes; Hypocreales; Nectriaceae. Gene Ontology annotation, biological process: L-cysteine catabolic process. The transcript has 3 exons. The record is from RefSeq and is a predicted model, not a curated record. Gene Ontology annotation, molecular function: cysteine dioxygenase activity; ferrous iron binding.